This is a messenger RNA of Delphinapterus leucas (beluga whale), 3247 nucleotides long. It is a transcript of the gene STRIP1, whose product is annotated as striatin interacting protein 1. The record is from RefSeq and is a predicted model, not a curated record. Gene Ontology annotation, biological process: cytoskeleton organization. NCBI's taxonomy places the organism in Eukaryota, Metazoa, Chordata, Mammalia, Artiodactyla, Monodontidae. Gene Ontology annotation, cellular component: cytosol.
GUGGAGCAGCCAAGAUGGAGUCGGCGGUCGGCAGUCCUGGCCUGCUGAUCAUGAACAACAAGCAGCCCCAGCCGCCGCCACCUCCGCCGCCCGCCACGGCGCAGCCUCCAACUGGGGCACCGCGGACCGCCGGGAGCCUCGUGCCCGGGGUCAAAGCCCGAGAGUUCAACCGCAACCAGCGCAAAGACUCGGAGGGCUAUUCCGAGUCCCCAGACCUGGAGUUUGAGUAUGCUGACACAGACAAGUGGGCUGCAGAGCUCUCAGAGCUUUACAGCUAUACAGAAGGGCCAGAAUUCCUGAUGAAUCGAAAAUGCUUUGAGGAGGACUUCCGGGUGCACGUGACAGAUAAGAAGUGGACUGAGCUGGACACCAACCAGCACCGCACCCACGCUAUGAGGCUCCUGGACGGCUUGGAGGUCACUGCCAGGGAGAAGAGGCUGAAGGUGGCUCGAGCGAUCCUCUACGUUGCCCAAGGCACCUUCGGGGAGUGUAGCUCGGAGGCAGAGGUGCAGUCCUGGAUGCGCUACAACAUCUUUCUGCUCCUGGAGGUGGGCACGUUCAAUGCUUUGGUGGAGCUUCUGAACAUGGAAAUAGACAACAGUGCUGCCUGCAGCAGUGCGGUGAGGAAGCCGGCCAUCUCCCUGGCUGAUAGCACGGACCUGAGGGUCUUGCUAAACAUCAUGUACCUGAUUGUGGAGACCGUUCACCAGGAAUGUGAGGGUGAUAAGGCCGAAUGGAGGACAAUGCGACAGACCUUCAGGGCUGAGCUGGGUUCCCCUCUGUACAACAGCGAGCCAUUUGCCAUCAUGCUAUUUGGGAUGGUGACCAAAUUUUGCAGCGGCCAUGCCCCUCACUUCCCCAUGAAGAAGGUUCUCUUGCUGCUCUGGAAGACGGUAUUGUGCACACUGGGCGGCUUUGAGGAGCUGCAGAGCAUGAAGGCCGAGAAGCGUGCCAUCCUGGGCCUCCCCCCGCUGCCUGAGGACAGCAUCAAAGUCAUCCGCAACAUGAGGGCCGCCUCUCCCCCAGCGUCUGCCUCUGACCUGAUCGAGCAGCAGCAGAAACGGGGCCGUCGGGAGCACAAGGCUCUGAUAAAGCAGGACAACUUGGAUGCCUUCAACGAGCGGGAUCCCUACAAGGCUGAUGACUCUCGAGAGGAGGAAGAGGAGAAUGAUGACGACAGCAGCCUGGAGGGGGAGACAUUCCCCCUUGAGCGGGAUGAGGUGAUGCCUCCCCCACUGCAGCACCCCCAGACUGACAGGCUUACCUGCCCAAAGGGGCUCCCGUGGGCCCCCAAGGUCAGAGAGAAAGACAUCGAGGUGUUCCUCGAGUCCAGCCGCAGCAAGUUCAUAGGUUACACUCUGGGCAGUGACACAAACACAGUGGUGGGGCUGCCCAGGCCAAUCCACGAAAGCAUCAAGACUCUGAAGCAGCACAAGUACACGUCGAUUGCAGAGGUCCAGGCGCAGAUGGAGGAGGAGUACCUUCGCUCUCCUCUCUCAGGGGGAGAAGAGGAAGUCGAGCAAGUCCCUGCAGAAACCCUCUACCAAGGCUUGCUCCCCAGCCUGCCGCAGUACAUGAUUGCGCUGCUGAAGAUCCUGCUGGCCGCAGCUCCCACCUCAAAGGCCAAAACGGACUCAAUCAACAUCCUAGCAGAUGUCCUGCCUGAGGAGAUGCCCACCACAGUGUUGCAGAGCAUGAAGCUGGGAGUGGAUGUGAACCGCCACAAAGAGGUCAUUGUUAAGGCCAUUUCUGCGGUCCUGCUGCUGCUGCUCAAGCACUUUAAGUUGAACCACGUCUACCAGUUUGAGUAUAUGGCACAGCACCUGGUGUUUGCCAACUGCAUCCCUUUGAUCCUGAAAUUCUUCAAUCAAAACAUUAUGUCUUACAUCACUGCCAAGAACAGCAUCUCUGUCCUAGACUACCCUCAGUGCGUGGUGCACGAGCUGCCGGAGCUGACUGCCGAGAGUCUGGAAGCAGGCGACAGUAACCAGUUUUGCUGGAGGAACCUCUUUUCCUGUAUUAACCUGCUUCGGAUCUUGAACAAGCUGACAAAAUGGAAGCAUUCGAGGACGAUGAUGCUGGUGGUGUUCAAGUCAGCCCCCAUCUUGAAGCGGGCCCUGAAGGUGAAACAGGCCAUGCUGCAGCUCUACGUGCUGAAGCUGCUCAAGGCGCAGACCAAGUAUCUGGGGCGGCAGUGGCGAAAGAGCAACAUGAAGACGAUGUCUGCCAUCUACCAGAAGGUGCGGCAUCGGCUGAACGACGACUGGGCUUACGGCAAUGACCUUGACGCCCGGCCUUGGGACUUCCAGGCAGAGGAAUGUGCCCUCCGCGCCAACAUCGAGCGCUUCAACGCCCGGCGGUACGACCGGGUCCACAGCAACCCCGACUUCCUGCCUGUGGACAACUGCCUGCAAAGUGUCCUGGGCCAGCGGGUGGACCUCCCUGAGGACUUCCAGAUGAACUACGACCUCUGGUUAGAAAGGGAGGUCUUCUCCAAGCCCAUUUCCUGGGAGGAGCUGCUGCAGUGAGGCUCCUGGGCAAGAGACUGAAAAUGAAAGAAGGGGUGAUCUCCAGGUACCCCAGGGGCUGUCCUGGUUCCUUGCUGCAGUGCUCCCAUCCCCCUCCAGGUGGCAGCACAGCCCCACUGUGCCCUUCCUAGCCAGUGCUGGGUUGGCUGGGGAGUCUGCAUCUGACCUCUCAUUGAUUCCCAGCGUCCUGCUCGGGAGUGGUCAUCUCUCUGCUUGGGAUCCUCUCUUCCUUCACUCCUCCGCGCCCUCCUCUCUUGGACAUAGUUGGUUGCAGCUCAUUUGUCAUUCCACCCAAGGCUGGGAAAACCUGGGAUGGGCUGGGAACCCGCUGCAUCUGAAUUUCAGGGGUCCUGCUGACUCUUCCUGAGACACACAAAUCCUUGGCAUGUCAGCUUGCCAAAGAGGAGGGCUUAGGAUUAGAGCCAGGCCAGAAAGUCAGAAUCUUGGUUUUGCUCUGGGGGCUUUCUGAUGUCAUUCCAGCCUCUUGCUAAGUUUCAUCUAGAAGCAAUUGCAGAGGCUCCUGCAGCGGCCUCAGCAGUUUGGUUUUGGACGGGGUUGGGGCAGGAAGAGAAGCUUCCCUUAACCAGAGGUGCCAUUUUUUUUUUCUUGGUGUGCAAGGGUCUGUAAAUAUAUAUGAAUCUGUGUGUGUGCUCUUGUGUCAUAUUGCGGUUUUUAAUGUGUUUGUGUAUUCUGUUUACAUUAAAAGGAAGCGAAAACAA